Drosophila subpulchrella is the source of this 1495-nucleotide messenger RNA. RefSeq names its product tenascin-X. Bases 70 to 1416 code for a protein of 448 amino acids. The transcript is spliced from 3 exons. Lineage: Eukaryota; Metazoa; Arthropoda; Insecta; Diptera; Drosophilidae. The record is from RefSeq and is a predicted model, not a curated record.
GGAGCAGUAAACAAUCGCGACUUGAGCGCUUCGGUAGCGCGGCGCAAAGAAAUCUGUCCCGGAGCUGAGAUGUCGCCACUUCUGCGCUCUCUGUGCCUCCACUCGGUGCUCCUGGUCCUGUUCCUCUGCGUCCUGCAGGCCGUGGAGCUGCAACUCCACGAGCAGCAGCUGCAGCAGCAAAAGGACGAACAGUUGCGCCUGCGCGAGGAGCAGCGCCAGCGGGAUCUGCUACGGGAGCACGAGGCACUCCAGCGACGCCUCUCGUCCUCGACCACCAGCCGGAAGCCCUACAUUAUACCCAAUGGACUAUCGCUGCCCCGGAGGGGGGAACAUCCGGACAAGUGCUACCGGGAAGUGCCGGCCGUGUUCUUCCAGUACGACAAGGAGGUGAAGAUCGUGGGCAACAGCUCCACCAACCCGUACUUCAACGUGAUCGAGGUGUGCUGCAAGGGCUGGCGGCGGUACGAGUACGAUUGGAGCCAGUGCGUCCCCGACUGCGGGGAGCGGUGCCAGGAGAACGGCUUCUGCUUGGCGGGCGGCAUCUGCCAGUGCUUCCCGGACUUCGUGCUCAACUACCGCAACAACUGUGUGGCCACCUGCCCGCUGGGCUGUCCGCAUGGCCGCUGCUACCUGAACGGCACAUGCCACUGCGAUCCGGGCUAUGAACUGGACGGAUCACGAAAGUUCUGCCAGCCACAGUGCAAUGCCACCUGUGGCCACAACGAAGUCUGCUUGGAGCCGGGCAAGUGCACCUGCGCCGAGGGAUAUGCCCGCGGACUGAGGGAGUCCGCCGCCCUGGGAUGCCAGCCCGUCUGCAUUCCCGACUGCGGAUACGGCCACUGCGUCCGGCCCAACGAAUGCGAGUGCUUUCCCGGGUUCCUGAAACGGCAAAACAGCGUUUCCUGCGAGAUCGAGUGCUACAUGCGCUGUGAGAAUGGCUUCUGUGCGAACAGGACGACUUGUGUAUGCCAGAAUGGAUAUCGCUAUGACCAAAAUACGACGAGCUGUCUGCCGGAUUGCGGGGACAACUGCGAGAAUGGGAUUUGCAUCUCGCCGGGAAACUGCCGCUGCUUCAAGGGCUACGUGCGGAACCGGGAGAAAUGCGAGGCGGUCUGCGUCGGAGGAUGCGGCUUUUAUGGCAAGUGCAUAGCCCCCAAUGUGUGUGGAUGUGCUGUGGUCCCGGGUCCCGAACGAACCUACCAACGGUGCGAGUUCGGGUUGUGCAACUCCAUGGGACGCUGCCGCUGCCAGGUGGGAAUGACGCGCUUCAUCGACCGGUGCAUGUCCCCGGAUACGGUCACCACAUACGCCUCCACGAAUCCCAUCAAGGUGAACGCUUCGCUGAUCCAGGAGUUCAAUCUCCUGCUGGGCAGGCACUUCAACUUGACCACUCUCAGCGACAUGUGGUGGCUGUGAGAUAAGGGCUCCCACUAAAAUACUGCUUUAUUUUCAGAGUCACAAAGAAAUCACUAAUAAAUACUCAUAUAUUUUUUAA